GGCCGCGGUUUAAGGUGAAGAGCCUCACAGUCAACGCUUCCAUGGCAUUAAACAAUUGAAUUUUCAAAAUUGGCAAUAAAUUCUACUGAUUUCUCAAAUGGGUUAUUCAUUGAGAUUCGAGCUUGGCUUUUGCAGCCUCUUGAUCGACAGAGCCUUGAGUAUUUAAUUGAUAAAUGAUAAGCCAUUACAACUUUUUAGUACACUAACUUGUUGGUUAAUUCAUUAUUAAAAUUUUAAGCUUAAGGACUACGGAUUUCCAGCUCUAAAACACCUCCAUGGGGAAGUUUAUGAGCUUAGGCGUAUAUCCGAAGUUUAGGAAAGGGAGCUUUUGUAUUUCUAGUGGAAAAGAAAUCGGAAUAUUUGAGUUUGAGCUAGCAAAAUGGCAAUUUAGCUUCACUUUGAUGCAUGUUCUUGGAGAUUCUUUAUCUGGAGAUGAUGGCCUUUUACUAGUUUCAAAACCUGAGCAAAACGAAAAAAACUACAGGAUUUUGGCUAGCUGAAAGAUUCAACAUUGAGCUUUAAGGAGGAUGAAAAGGCCGUGCUUUCCAAAAUGCAGACUGACCAGGAUCAUGGGUUGGCUUCAACUUGUAUUGGGAGGGCUUGUAAUAAUUGUUAGUGUAUCAAGUCUCUUCAGAUUCUAUUCUGCUGGAUUUUUCUUGCAUAAUGAAGACAUAUGCAAACAUUUUUAUGCUGUGAUUCCCGAGAAUAAGGUUGUUGAUGAAGGGUUCGACAUAAUAGCACUAUCGGAUCGAAUUGCAGAAGUGUUAAACAAGAUGGACAACUUACAAGAAAAGCUUGAGUUGGCUGUACUGCAAAUGGAGAAGAAGAAUGAGCCUCUAGACAAAACUACUAUUACUAUAUUGGAGCACAAGAAAUACUUGGAGCAGGAAGUAAUCAGGCCUCUUUACAAUGCCCAUAUUGCUCUUAGGCAGAUUCGUUUGCCUAAGCUUGAAGGACUUAGAAACUCAACACUGAAGGAAAAUCCUUUGAUCAACACUUUUGUCAAUGAAGAGAUCAGAAAAUACAUAACCCCAAAAGAAAACAGGGUUGGAAAAAUCAAUAUAUAUGGGACUGAGAAGGUACUAAAUACAAUUGGACAUUCAUGUGUUUUGAGCAAAAGUGAAUUGGAGAAGUACAUGGAUUAUGACAUUGGAUCUUACUGCAACGAUGACUGGAACUUAGCUCAGAAGCUGAUGCUCAAUGGUUGUGAUCCAUUGCCCCGAAGGAGGUGCCUGACAAGAGCCUCCAAGGUCUACCAGAAGCCAUACCCCAUCAAUGAGUCCCUUUGGCAGAUCCCAGAUGACAGAAAUGUGAGGUGGGGAAAUUAUCAGUGCAGAAACUUUCAAUGCUUGUCAAGUAAAAAUCCCAAGAGAGGAUAUUCCAAAUGCGCUGGAUGUUUUGAAAUGGAGAAAGAGAAGCUCAAAUGGGUGACAAAUAGCUCACUCCCUGUUGAUAUCCUGAUCAGUGAUGUCUUGGCAAUUAAGCCUGGGGAGAUAAGGAUUGGUUUGGACUUUGGGGUUAGUACAGGGAGUUUUGCAGCAAGGAUGAGAGAGAAAAAUGUGACAAUCAUCACAACUGCUCUCAACCUGGGUGCUCCUUUUAAUGAGAUGAUUGCACUUAGAGGCUUGAUUCCUCUCUAUCUCACAUUAAACCAAAGGCUCCCUUUCUUUGACAACACCAUGGAUUUGAUUCAUACAUCUGGAUUUCUUGAUGGCUGGAUAGACUUGCUGUUGGUGGAUUUCAUAUUGUUCGACUGGGAUCGGAUUCUGAGGCCUGGAGGAUUGUUGUGGAUAGAUCGGUUUUUCUGCAAAAGAAAGGAUUUAGAUGAUUUCAUGUACAUGUUUCUGCAGUUUAGGUACAAAAAACACAAGUGGGCUGUUUCACCCAAGUCAAAAGAUGAAGUCUACUUUUCUGCAUUGCUAGAGAAACCUCCAAGAGCUAUAUGAUCAUCAUGAUUACCUUGUAUGCUGUUUCUUUAGGAGUUUUCUUUCUUUUUUUACUUUUUUUUUUAUUAACAAAAUCUUUUGUUAAGAAGAACUAAAAGACCAUAAUGGUAAGAAGGUUUCACAAAUGAGAUAUUUCUACCAAGUAUAAGGAUGAAGCCGCCUUUAUGCAAUUUGCUAGAGAAACCUACAACAGCUAUAAGUUGUUCAUCUUUCUCAUGUUGAUAUUAUUUACCAAUAUUUCAUACUUUGUCAAGAAGAUCUGAUUCGUAAUUUUAAGGUAUAACAAAACAUAGUUUCCCUUUUCUUUUUCUAGUUAUGUAACAACCCAUAUAUUGGUGUACUUCCAACUUUUUUCCAAGGUAACAAGCAUGUAAUUUUAUGAUUCCUUUUGAUAGUUUAUUAUGUUUAGAACCUUUUCCUAUGUAUGAGUAAUGGUUUUU
Messenger RNA from Cannabis sativa, 2386 nucleotides. RefSeq names its product probable methyltransferase At1g29790. Bases 528 to 1946 code for a protein of 472 amino acids. The record is from RefSeq and is a predicted model, not a curated record. Lineage: Eukaryota; Viridiplantae; Streptophyta; Magnoliopsida; Rosales; Cannabaceae. Gene Ontology annotation, molecular function: methyltransferase activity. The transcript has 2 exons.